AGUCACACAGAGCGCUGGGAGAGCAGGCAGCCGGUGACCACUCAUUUCCUACAGGCUGUUCCCCCUUCCUUACUGGAAGAGAACACACGCAUUUUUAUUGCUUUGCUCUUCUGGCCCUCAAACCACUUCUUGAGCCGUGGAAGAGUGAGCGAGUCUGGUUAACAGCCUGCAAGCCACGGAAGACCAGCCCCGCGCUAUGUAACUGAGUGGGGUCUUUUGUUGUCCCAUCUGAACUUUGCUAGAGGAAACACUGAGGCAGCGUUUCCUAUUGGUGGCUGCAAACAGCAGAGGAGCUGGGAGAAGCAGGAGCUGGGAGCGAGGCUUCGCUUUGGGGAACAAUGACAGAAGAAAGCAAAGGGGAAGGGAAAGGGGAAAGCGGGAAGGACCUGGAGAAACAGCUUCGCCUCAGGGUGUGCGUUUUGAACGAGCUUCUGAAGACUGAGCGGGACUAUGUGGGGACUUUGGAGUUUCUGGUGUCGGCAUUCCUUCAGAGAAUGAUCCAGUUUGCUGCCUCCAAAGUGGAUAAAAAUAUCACAGAGGAAACAGUGAAGAUGCUGUUUUCAAAUAUUGAAGAUAUUCUUGCAGUUCACAAGGAUUUCCUGACCCUAGUGGAGGGGUGUUUGCAUCCUGAACCUAAUGCACACCAUGAAGUGGGAAUCUGCUUUCUUCACUUUAAGGACAGAUUUUGUAUCUAUGAUGAAUACUGUAGUAACCAUGAGAAGGCACAGAAACUGCUGCUUGAACUUAACAAAAUAAGAACAGUACGGACUUUUCUUUUGAACUGUAUGUUGCUUGGAGGACGUAAGAACACAGAUGUUCCAUUGGAAGGAUAUCUAGUAACACCAAUACAGAGAAUAUGCAAGUAUCCCCUCCUUUUGAAGGAGUUAUUGAAGCGGACGCCAAAGAAACACAGUGACUACACAAUAUUACUGGAAGCUCUGCAAGCCAUGAAAGCGGUCUGUUCCAAUAUAAAUGAGGCUAAGAGACAAAUGGAAAAAUUAGAGGUUUUGGAAGAAUGGCAGUCUCACAUUGAAGGAUGGGAGGGGUCCAACAUCACAGAUACAUGCACGGAAAUGCUAAUGUAUGGAGUUUUGCUGAAAAUUUCUGCAGGAAAUAUCCAGGAGCGUGUAUUUUUUCUUUUUGACAAUCUUUUGGUCUACUGUAAACGAAAACACAGACGUUUGAAAAACAGCAAAGCCUCUACUGAUGGCCAUCGGUAUCUUUUUCGAGGCAGAAUAAACACAGAGGUAAUGGAAGUGGAGAACGUAGAUGAUGGCACAGCUGACUAUCAUAGCAGUGGCCACAUUGUUGUUAAUGGCUGGAAAAUCCACAACACAGCAAAGAACAAAUGGUUUGUAUGCAUGGCAAAAACUCCUGAAGAGAAGCAAGAAUGGCUGGAAGCUAUUCUAAAAGAGAGAGAGAGAAGAAAAGGUUUAAAAUUGGGUAUGGAACAAGAUACUUGGGUGAUGAUCUCUGAGCAGGGAGAGAAACUCUACAAAAUGAUGUGCAAACAAGGAAACCUAAUAAAAGACAGGAAAAGAAAACUAACUACUUUCCCCAAAUGUUUUCUGGGAAGUGAGUUUGUGUCCUGGUUACUGGAAACUGGAGAAAUACACAAAUCUGAAGAAGGUGUUCAUCUUGGCCAAGCUUUAUUAGAGAAUGGCAUUAUUCACCAUGUUACAGAUAAGCACCAGUUCAAACCUGAACACAUGCUCUACAGGUUCCGUUAUGAUGAUGGAACAUACUAUCCAAGAAGUGAAAUGCAGGAUGUGAUUUCCAAGGGUGUAAGAUUGUACUGUCGUCUUCAUAGUCUGUUUACUCCAGUGAUAAGGGAUAAAGAUUAUCAUCUGAGGACCUAUAAAUCUGUAGUCAUGGCUAACAAACUGAUAGACUGGCUAAUUGCACAGGGGGAUUGUCGGACCAGGGAAGAAGCAAUGAUUUUUGGCGUAGGACUUUGUGACAAUGGGUUUAUGCACCAUGUCUUAGAAAAAAGUGAAUUUAAAGAUGAGCCACUUCUUUUUCGCUUUUUUGCGGAUGAAGAAAUGGAAGGAUCAAAUAUGAAGCACAGGCUUAUGAAACAUGAUUUAAAAGUAGUGGAAAAUGUCAUAGCCAAAUCACUACUGAUUAAAUCUAAUGAAGGCAGCUAUGGUUUUGGUUUAGAAGACAAAAACAAAGUACCAAUUAUUAAAUUAGUGGAGAAGGGGUCAAAUGCUGAGAUGGCAGGCCUGGAAGUUGGGAAGAAGAUAUUUGCCAUUAAUGGUGACCUAGUUUUUCUGAGACCCUUCAAUGAAGUGGAUUGCUUCCUGAAAGCAUGCUUAAACAGCAGAAGGCCCCUCAGGGUACUCGUGAGCACAAAACCAAGGGAGACAGUGAAGAUCCCUGACUCUGCAGAGGGGCUUGGAUUCCAAAUCCGGGGCUUUGGUCCAUCGGUUGUCCAUGCUGUUGGGAGAGGGACUGUGGCAGCUGCAGCAGGUCUCCACCCUGGACAGUGCAUAAUUAAAGUGAAUGGAAUUAACGUCAGCAAAGAGACUCAUGCAAGUGUUAUUGCCCACGUCACAGCCUGCAGGAAAUAUAGGCGUCCAAUGCAGCAAGAUUCCAUACAGUGGGUAUAUAACAGUAUAGAGAGUGCACAGGAAGACCUUCAGAAAGCGAACUCCAAAUCCCCUGGAGAUGAGGGAGGAGAUGUCUUUGACUGCAAAGUGGAAGAAGUAAUUGACAAGUUUAACACAAUGGCAAUAAUUGAUGGGAGGAAGGACCAUGUGAGUCUGACUAUUGAUAAUGUUCAUCUGGAAUAUGGAGUGGUUUAUGAGUAUGACAGUACUGCUGGAAUAAAAUGCCAUGUGGUGGAGAAAAUGAUUGAACCAAAGGGCUUUUUCAGCUUGACUGCAAAGAUUCUCGAAGCACUGGCUAAAAGUGAUGAGCAUUUUGUGCAAAACUGCAACAGCCUGAAUUCUUUAAAUGAAGUAAUCCCCACUGACCUCCAAAGUAGAUUCAGUGUAAUUUGCAGUGAGAAAAUUGAGCAUAUCUACCGAAGAAUCUCUAGUUAUAAAAAGUUUUCACGAGUUUUAAAAAAUAGAGCAUGGCCUACCUUUAAACAGGCUAAGUCAAAGAUCUCACCACUUCACAGCAGCGAUUUCUGUCCAACCAACUGCCAUAUCAAUGUAAUGGAAGUCUCUUAUCCUAAAACCUCAACUUCUCUUGGUAGUGCCUUUGGUGUGCAGCUAGACAGCAGAAAGCAUUCUUCACAAGAGAAAGAAAACAAAAAUAGUGAGCAAGGUAAAUUGAGUCCCAUGGUUUACAUACAACAUACCAUUACCACCAUGGCAGCUCCUUCAGGACACUCCCUAGGUCAACAGGAAGGCCAUGGUCUGAGAUAUCUGUUAAAGGAAGAGGACUUAGAAACACAAGAUGUCUAUCAGAAAUUGUUGGGCAAAUUGCAAACUGCACUGAAAGAGGUGGAAACGUGUGUCGCUCAGAUAGAUGACCUUCUCUCUUCAAUAACCUAUUCUCCCAAAUCAGAACGUAAAACACCCGAGCCCUUAAUACCAGCAGACAGUGACAAUGAAAAGGGAGAAAGGAAUGGGAAAAGGGUCUGUUUCAAUGUAGCAGGUGAUGAGCAGGAAGAUUCUGGUCAUGACACCAUCAGCAACAGGGAUUCAUACAGUGAUUGCAAUAGCAACAGGAACUCCAUUGCCUCAUUCACCAGCAUUUGCAGUAGCCAGUGCAGUUCUUACUUUCACAGUGAUGAAAUGGACUCAGGUGAUGAACUUCCCUUAAGUGUUCGGAUUUCUCAUGAUAAACAGGACAAACUUCAUAGCUGUUUGGAGCAUCUUUUUGGUCAGGUAGAUUCAAUUGUCAAUCUUCUGAAAGGACCAGCUGUAAUGAGGGCCUUUGAACAAACCAAGUUCUUCACGCCAGGUCGAGGCCUGCAAGAGUUUCAGCAGGAAAUGGAACCUAAACUUUGCUGUCCAAAGAGAUUACGACUUCACAUCAAGCAAGAUCCUUGGAACCUUCCCAGCAGUGUCCAAAAUCUUGCACAGAAUAUAAGAAAAUUUGUUGAAGAGGUGAAGACAAGGAUACAUUUGGCACUCCUUGAAUAUACAGAUAGUGAGAUCCAGCUCAGACGAGACAUGGUCUUCUGCCAAAGUCUGGUGGCCACAGUCUGUGCUUUUUCAGAGCAACUAAUGGCUGCCUUAAAUCAGAUGUUUGACAACAGCAAAGAGUAUGAAAUGGAGACUCAAGAGGCCAGCAGAAGGUGGUUGGAACAGAUAGCUAAUGCAGGUGUCCUCCUUCACUUCCAGUCAUUGCUGUCACCUAACCUGACUGAUGAACAAGCCAUGCUAGAAGAUACAUUGGUUGCUUUGUUUGACCUGGAAAAAGUUACUUUUUAUUUUAGACAGUCAGAACCAGAACCACUAGUUGCAAAUGUUCCAAUCACAUAUCAAGCAGAAGGAAGCCGGCAAGCUUUGAAGGUUUACUUUUAUCUUGAUAGUUACCAUUUUGAGCAGCUUCCUCAAAAGCUGAAGAAUGGAGGAGGGUUUAAAAUCCACUCAGUACUUUUUGCACAAGCACUGGAGAGCAUGGAAGGAUAUUAUUACAGAGACAAUGUGUCGGUAGAAGAAUUUCAAGCCCAGAUUAAUGCAGCCUCACUGGAAAAGGUCAAACAGUAUAACCAGAAACUCAGGGCAUUCUACCUGGACAAGUCGAACCUCCCUCCAAAUUCAACAUCUAAAGCUGCUUAUAUAGAUAAGCUGAUGCGGCCCCUCAAUUCUUUGGAUGAACUUUACCGACUGGUAGUGUCUUUUAUCCGAUCCAAGCGCACAGCAGCCUGUGCUUACACUGCUUGCAGUGCCUCUGGAGUUGGAUUGCUGUCAGUUUCUUCAGAACUCUGUAGCAGACUUGGAGCUUGCCACAUCAUAAUGUGCAAUAGUGGAGUUCAUCGCUGCACUCUGAGUGUCACUCUGGAGCAGGCGAUAAUUCUUGCUCGGAGCCACGGACUACCUCCUCGCUAUAUUAUGCAAGCUACAGAUGUGAUGCGCAAACAGGGAGCAAGAGUGCAGAACACUGCCAAGAAUUUAGGAGUGAGGGACCGAACACCACAAUCUGUCCCAAGAUUAUACAAACUAUGCCAGCCACCACCACCUGCUGGGGAAGAAUGAAGAACUAUUCAGGAAGUAACCGAGUAACAUCUUUUAAGACAUUGGACUGUACAGCAAAAUUAAAUGGCAUUCUAGUAGAACGUGCCUGGAGAAUUGAUAAAUAGAGGCCCUUCACUCAGGAUAAAGAAGUGUCUGUCCUUAAUAUUCUUCUGUCAGCAUUGGACAACUGACUUCUGGAGAAAAUAUUUCUGGACUCCAUGCACUAUGGUCUCCCUUCCAUAAAACAGAAACUUUAUGGGUUUUUACCUGGACAUUUUACACUGGAAUCAGGUUGUAUCUCAUGUGGCCAGUUCAGCAACGCAAAUUACCCCAUUAUGCAUUGGCAGCAGCAUGAAAGCAAAUAUCUAAUGGCAAACCCAUUCCAUCUGAACCAGAUAAAAGCUGUUCCUUUGGUCACAGAAUGAACUUGAAAAAGGAAAAAGCCUAAAAUAAAUCCUCCAGAGUUUGACACGUGACACAUUUGAUGUCCCGUGCACUGCUAAUUCCCUUCUUUCCCAAUAUUUUAUCACAGUUUCUUAAUUUUUAGCAAUAAGGAAAUUAACACUUCUGGUAUAUGCUGUAAAUGCCUAUUAAAAAUAAGAGGUUUCAGAGUAGCAGCCGUGUUAGUCUGUAUUCCCAAAAAGAAAAGGAGUACUUGUGGCACCUAAGAGACCAACAAAUUUAUUUGAGCAUAAGCUUUUGUGAGCUACAGCUCACUUCAUCGGAUGCAUUCAGUGGAAAAUACAGUGGGGAGAUUUAUAUACAUAGAGCUGCAUCACUUGCCCCAUAACCUCAGCCGUGCAGAACACAAUGCCAUCCACAGCCUCAGAAACAACUCUGACAUAAUCAAAAAGGCUGACAAAGGAGGUGCUGUCGUCAUCAUGAAUAGGUCGGAAUAUGAACAAGAGGCUGCUAGGCAGCUCUCCAACACCACUUUCUACAAGCCAUUACCCUCUGAUCCCACUGAGGGUUACCAAAAGAAACUACACCAUUUGCUCAAGAAACUCCCUGAAAAAGCACAAGAACAAAUCUGCACAGACACACCCCUGGAACUCUGACCUGGGGUAUUCUAUCUGCUACCCAAGAUCCAUAAACCUGGAAAUCCUGGACGCCCCAUCAUCUCAGGCAUUGGCACCCUGACAGCAGGAUUGUCUGGCUAUGUAGACUCCCUCCUCAGGCCCUACGCUACCAGCACUCCCAGCUAUCUUCGAGACACCACUGACUUCCUGAGGAAACUACAAUCCAUUGGUGAUCUUCCUAAAAACACCAUCCUGGCCACUAUGGAUGUAGAAGCCCACUGCACCAACAUUCCACACAAAGAUGGACUACAAGCCGUCAGGAACAGUAUCCCGAUAAUGUCACGGCACACCGGUGGCUGAACUUUGUGACUUUGUCCUCACCCACAACUAAUUCACAUUUGGGGACAAUAUACACCUUCAAAUCAGCGGCACUGCUAUGGGUACCCGCAUGGCCCCACAGUAUGCCAACAUUUUUAUGGCUGACUUAGAACAACGCUUCCUCCGCUCUCGUCUCCUAAUGCCCCUACUCUAAUUGGAAUUCCACCAUGAUUUCAACAAUUUCCAUCCCACCAUCAACCUCAGCCUGGUCCAGUCCACACAAGAGAUCCACUUCCUGGACAUUACAGGGCUAACAAAUGAUGGUCACAUAAACACCACCCUAUCCCGGAAACCUACUGACUGCUAUUCCUACCUACAUGCCUCCAGCUUUCAUCCAGACCACACCACACAAUCCAUUGUCUACAGCCAAGCUCUACGAUACAACUGCAUUGGCUCCAACCCCUCAGACAGAGACAAACACCUACAAGAUCUCUCUCAAGCAUUCUUACAACUACAAUACCUACCUGCUGAAGUGAAGAAACAGAUUGACAGAGCCAGAAGAGUACCCAGAAGUCACCUACUACAGGAGGGGCCCAACAAAGAAAAUAACAGAACACCACUAGCCAUCAUCUUCAGCCCCCAACUAAAACCUCUCCAAUGCAUCACCAAGGAUCUACAACCUAUCCUGAAGGAUGACCCAUCACUCUCUCAGAUCUUGGGAGACAGGCCAGUCCUUGCUUACAGACAGCCCCCCAACCUGAAGCAAAUACUCACCAGCAACCACACACCACACAACAGAACCACUAACCCAGGAACCUAUCCUUGCAACAAAGCCCGUUGCCAACUGUGUCCACAUAUCUAUUCAGGGGACAUCAUCAUAGGGCCUAAUCACAUCAGCCACACCAUCAGAGGCUUGUUCACCUGCACAUCUACCAAUGCGAUAUGUGCCAGCAAUGCCCCUCUGCCAUGUACAUUGGUCAAACUGGACAGUCUCUACAUAAAAGAAUAAAUGGACACAAAUCAGACGUCAAGAAUUAAACAUUAAAAAACCAGUUGGAGAACACUUCAAUCUCUCUGGUCACUCGAUUACACACCUAAAAGUGGCAAUUCUUCAACAAAAAAACUUCAAAAACAGCCUCCAGUGAGAGACUGUUGAAUUGGAAUUAAUUUGCAAACUGGAUACAAUUAACUUAGGCUUGAAUAAAGACUGGGAGUGGAUGUGUCAUUACACAAAGUAAAACUAUUCCCCCCCCCUUCACCCCCCACUGUUCCUCAGACGUUCUUGUCAACUGCUGGAAAUGGCCCACCUUGAUUAUCACUACAAAAGGUUUUUUUCCCCCCCCACUCUCCUGCUGGUAAUAGCUCACCUUAAGUGAUCACUCUCGUUACAGUUUUCAGAGUAGCAGCCGUGUUAGUCUGUAUUCGCAAAAAGAAAAGGAGGACUUGUGGCACCUUAGAGACUAACAAAUUUA
Messenger RNA from Caretta caretta (loggerhead turtle), 7947 nucleotides. RefSeq names its product phosphatidylinositol-3,4,5-trisphosphate dependent Rac exchange factor 2 (gene PREX2). Gene Ontology annotation, biological process: positive regulation of GTPase activity; regulation of signaling; G protein-coupled receptor signaling pathway. NCBI's taxonomy places the organism in Eukaryota, Metazoa, Chordata, Testudines, Cheloniidae. The record is from RefSeq and is a predicted model, not a curated record. Gene Ontology annotation, cellular component: plasma membrane. Gene Ontology annotation, molecular function: GTPase activator activity; protein binding; guanyl-nucleotide exchange factor activity.